CGGCAAGCCGCCCGAAAAAUUGUUCGAUGCUCGUUGGGGGAAAAUCAUGCUGUUUUCCCGUCCGUUACUGAGCGGAUGUGGAGGAUUAAGCUUCAGGCAUCAACACGAUUGCCUACCUCCUUGCCCUUUUCGACGUCGACCCAGAGGAUUUAUACCUCGGCUUCCCACCUUUCUCUUGGGAUCAAAGUCGACCUCUCCGGACUUGACUGAUCGAUUUGAUCUAUCACUACUUGGGGCAUAGCGCCUUCCGGUUUUUGUCAACGUUCUUUCCUUCCUGGUCGGACCCACAGUCCGCGGGAUACCAUCUCCAGGGUUCCGAAACUGCCGGCACCUCCGUUACCGUUACCGCAAGCGCUACCCGAUCUGAAGGAUGAAGAGGACUGUUGACGGCGGGUACAAGCAACCGUCAGAUCAGCCUCCUCGUCCAAUUGUCCCUGCGCCGGUAUCGAAUGAGACGUCAUUGCCGGACGCGUCACCUCCGGCUCCCGAAGACACACUCCCUCAUGAUCGGCCUCCGCUAAAUCUCACUGCACCCGUGUCGACGGGUGCCGUACCGCAGAUCAGCUCGAUCGUCUCGGUUCCAAUAUCAUCAGGUUCCGUUGCAACAGGCAGAGACCGUGCAGUAAAGGCAUGCCGGAACUGUCGACGGCAGAAAGUGCGAUGUGAAGGAGCCGAACACGCACCUUGCAAACGUUGCAGGAGUUCGAAGAUCGAGUGUAUUUUCGAUCGUAAGGAGAUUGACCCAGAUGACCUGGCAUGGCGUCAGGCAGUCGAGAGCAGGCUUGAUUCUUUCGGGAAGACCUUGGAUACCAUCCUGGAGUUCAUGAAGGCGCAGACGGGGGCAGCUGGUCCUGCUGCAUAUGCAGGUAUACCUCCAGUUGCAUCAUCUGUUGGACAGGUCUCCCAAGGUGCCUCUCCUCAGUCGGUGCCGCGAUCUACACCGCGUAACCUUUCACCUCGGCAGUCUUUUGUGCCUGAUCCACUCCCUCCUCCGCCGGGCUCCUCUGCCUCACUAGCGUCUGAGCAUAUGAAAGCGGCCCCUUCAAGUCGUCACCAGUUCCCAGGACAAACACCAAUUCAGCAGAUGGUGGGGCAGGCCCCACCGCAAGGCUUGCCUUACGCCGACAUGCAGGCAAUGUCAUCUGGCUACAUCCCUCCUGUUGGUAUGUCCUCGAUACCGCCGCAGCAGGUGCAGCAGGCAGUGCAGUUUCCAACACAAAACCCACCUGGACAAUCAUGGAAUCCGUACGAGCAGCUUACGUCUCCACCCAACACUGUUCCAGGCAGUCAUUACCCUGCUUUCCAAGUACCUGGCACCAUACCCCAGGCCUACCCCGACAACUUGAACAUGUCAGCAGCUAUGAACGCCUUCCAGGCUCAACAUUCUCAAAUACCUUCUGCAGUUGCUGGUUCUCCCGGUAACCAGGUUGCUCCGCGACCUCCCUCCUCUCAGCAAGACCUAAUCACGAAAGGAUCGCUUACCUAUGAGCAGGCAAGUAUUUUAUAUACAUUCUUUCACCAAAGGAUUAGUCCUUUUCUCUUCGGGUUCAUGAUCACGAGCGGCUCACUACCCGAACUACGACAACGUUCCCCCCUAUUAUUAGCAGCAAUAUGUGCUGUUUCAUCCCUUUAUUGUCAAGAGCUCACUCAUUUAUUCUCGGUUUGCAAGAUGGAGUUGGAGGAGUUAACGACGGCAUUGUUGUUUGCGCCGGCGUCUGGACAGGAUUUUUCGUCGCCAGAGUAUAUUGAUACGGUUAUUGCAUUGUGUGUGGCGAGUUUGUGGAUGGGGGAGGCAGGGUGGCAUAUGUCGGGGAUUGCGGCAAGAUUGGCGGUGCAGUGUGGGUUGCAGAAGAGUUUCCAGAGUGUUGUUCAGGAGAAGGCGGCGAUACAGUCGGCAAACGUUCUUGCUGGUGGGUCAGCUGGAGGUUCACCGGUUCAGCCCAACGGUGUGGUGACGAAGAAGCAACCGGUGUCAAAAGAUGUCAGUACGGAGAAGCUGAAUAAGCUACGUCUGUGGUACCUUCUAUUCUGCAUCGAUCGGCAGCAAGCAGUCUUGUCGUCACGACCACCGCUGCUCGUGCAGGAGGAGGCCCGACAUGCAAGAAUCCUGCUUGAGGGGACCCACGACGUCCACUCUGACCUAAGACUUGUCGAGCAAGUCGAGCUUAACGUGGUUCUUAGCAAGAUCAUGGAGAAUUCCAAUAACGACAUGAUCCCGCCGCAGCAAUGGUCGAGCAAAACAUGGGAGAGCAACUUCGAGCUUGAUCAGUGGAUGGUGUCUUGGGCCGUGAAACUGUCACCGCAGAAGUACAACAGUGCUUGGCCGACUAAGGCGGUUCUGCUCAACUAUCAUUACGCGAAGUUGUUCCUUAAUUCUGGCGCCUCUGUCGAUGGUAGCAAGCUCUCGCAGAAUCCUCUUACCGCCGAACACGUUGACAACGUUCGCGGAGCGGUUGCUGCGGCAAACAGUGUCCUCGACCUUGUUGCUAACGAUUCGGACGUUCAGUUUGCUCUGGCGUACGUGCCUUGUAACUUCCAUACCAUGUUGUUUCAGGCAAGUCGCUUUCUAUUGAAGUCGCUCAGUAAUGGCAUCGGUGAUGUCGUCGGUGGUAACGCGACUCAGCGCGAGGCCAAAUCCAUUGCGUUGGUGACAAGGGUUGCUCAGAUCAUGCGUGAGCGGACAGUCACGAACAAGGCUGUACCAUUCACGUUGUCGCAGGCUCUCACGAAGUUGUUGGCUGAGACGGUUACGAAGAUUACUCCUGUUCCGCCUGAGAAGGUGGAGCCUGUGCCGAAGAGAGCGAGGAUUGCGGCGUGGCCCGGAAGUAUACCAGACUACCCUGCCAUGAAUGGAUCUGAUACUCAGGUCGAGGCACGAGACACUCCUGAUUAUCCGCUCUCCCACCCCGAUGACUUCGAGACGAGUCCUCGAGGUCAAAAUGUGCAGCCUUAUCCUGUACCUAAUACGAAUGGAACGCCAAGCGGUGGUGAUGACGACGCGGAUGAUGGAAGGUUUUUCUGAGUUGACCGAAUGGUUGUUUUGCAUUUUUGGGUCGGCGUUUGUGUGGGGCAAAUAUAUGAAGGGUUUGGACAAUGUUUCUGAAGAAGAAGGGGAUAUAUCUUAAUGUUGACGCAUUAUUACGGCUUAUGCAUACCUAUUGUAAUAUCUAUUGACAGUGGAAUGUCGUUCACUCUCCU
Saitoella complicata NRRL Y-17804 is the source of this 3198-nucleotide messenger RNA. RefSeq lists its product as uncharacterized. Gene Ontology annotation, cellular component: nucleus. The record is from RefSeq and is a predicted model, not a curated record. Gene Ontology annotation, molecular function: DNA-binding transcription factor activity, RNA polymerase II-specific; transcription cis-regulatory region binding; zinc ion binding. Gene Ontology annotation, biological process: DNA-templated transcription; regulation of DNA-templated transcription. The transcript has 2 exons. Lineage: Eukaryota; Fungi; Ascomycota; Saitoellomycetes; Saitoellales; Saitoellaceae. The coding region runs from base 371 to 3022 and encodes 883 amino acids.